Cladophialophora immunda is the source of this 2886-nucleotide messenger RNA. RefSeq lists its product as uncharacterized. The transcript has a single exon. Gene Ontology annotation, biological process: protein catabolic process in the vacuole; cellular response to glucose starvation. The record is from RefSeq and is a predicted model, not a curated record. Bases 513 to 2195 code for a protein of 560 amino acids. NCBI's taxonomy places the organism in Eukaryota, Fungi, Ascomycota, Eurotiomycetes, Chaetothyriales, Herpotrichiellaceae.
CUAUCCUUCCACACAUCUUGCAACGCCUCUUUUUUCUGCUCUCGCUUCCAAUGUCAAACCUGCAAAUCCACGCCGCUUGAUCCUCGAUCUCUUCUCUUCUCUCAACCCUCUCUGCGUCCUCGCAGAUCGUUCUAAACCCCCCCCAUCGUCCGCCCUAACCGCCCCCCCCUCCAGGCGCUGUACCCUUUUACCAUUCACCUCCAAUUGCCGGUCAUAUUCUAGUUCUAUACUAGGCUGUCCGAUACACGUCGGUUUGCGUAACCGAAAUAUUGCGAAAGCAAUCUCCUCAGUUCAAAGACCUGCCCACAGAUUACAAGCACAGCAAACUCUGCCGACAAAGAAGACCUGGGACGAACUGCCUGAGCAGAAGCCCUCCUCCUUCGGUCCUCAAUUCUGAACCUAUACCGACCUGAUCUACGCCACUUAGCUACAGUGUAUAGCAUAUCUCCCACCCCAGGCAAACCUCCUCAAUAUCAAGGAAACUCGAUCAAAAGGCUCAUGAAGUGCCACUCAUGACGACCGUUCUACAGGCACCUCUUCCUGGAGCCUCGCAUUUCUCGUCGAGUCCCAUACACUCUAGCUCUUAUCCUGAUCUAUCCUCUCUAGACACUUCAAUAUCUUGCGGUCAACUCCAGUCCCAAACCUCCCCCUACUCUCGCCACGACUAUGACAAGGUUUAUCCUGACUCCGGCCCCUCGACCGCGCCCUCUUCCCCUCAAUUGACCUAUUCCUCGCGACGGGAUUCUAAUGCCUCCACACCGGCUAGUUGCUUGUCCCUGGAUCACAGGGACCUGAUGGACGAAGAUGACGAUAUGGCAUUCCCUGCCUUUGGGGCCUCUGACUUGGCCAGCAAACCAAGCCAGGACGCUCGGGUCUCGGCCGACCAACAUGAUGAUAUGACAACCCAGAUACCGAGUCCUCCUACGGACGACACCUCCCUCGCGGGGAGGAAGACGCAGGACGACCAAUCAAUAGAAGUGGAACCUACGAGACACGUUGACUACCUCUCUCAUGAAUGGAAAGAGGAAGAGAUCUGGAGGUCGUGGAGCUACGUGGUUCACAGGCGAGGCAGUCUUACCAACGGCACUCGGCUGGAGAAUGCUUCUUGGAGAUCGUGGAUGAAGGCCAAAAAUCACCUCAAAACAGUUUCGCCAGAGACUCUCAAUUGGCUGAAGGAUUGUGACGUGACUUGGCUGUACGGUCCGCUGCAGACGCACGGCAGUGUCUCUCAAUCCAUGACCAACACAUCUCCUCCCCCCAGCAGAUUAUCUCAUUCAUCUUCCUUUGUCUCGAAAAAGCCCAUCCUCAAAAAGAAAUCGGCUUCGGCAGUCAUCUUGGAACGAUCCAGAUCACAGCAUUCCCUAUUACAGAGAGCGGGAGAUAUCAUCCGGAUACAGCAGUCCAGCCCAGCCAGCGGACGCCCGAUCCUGAGACGAGGCAAUUCCGAAUUUGUUCUCCCACGAUACGACAGUUCGGUGGUCAACACCCCUGCCGAAAAUGAGACGCCUGGUUUCAGUGGACCGCGAUCUUCUUUCGCUUUUGACGUACCGACCCCGUCAGAGUGUAAGCACGUCUUAUUCGACGAAGAGGUCAGGCAAGUGCAGGCUAUUGAUUCGGAAGAUGAUGACAAACCCGACGAAGAAGACGUAAUACUCGAGGAUGACGAGGACGAUGAUUGUGGCUUAAUGAUGGCCCCGGCUCAACGAUCGGGACGGGGCAGCGGUCGAACAACACCCCGUGGCAGUUUCAGCAACGAUUCGAAGACCAUUGUGCCGCUGCCAUCCACUACGUUGAAAUACAGGACUGAUACACCCGAACCUCAUGAGAUACCUAAACCUCCGAAUGGAUUUUGGCCCAAUGGACGAAAGCUAUCACCCUCACCAUCACAGGAGACCUUGCGGCCUCCUAGGCCAAACCAGAAUUUCCUUAUUGACGACGAUCCGGAAGUGGUGGAUGAGCCGUGGCAACCUCAGUCUUCCUUUGGGGACGAACGGUCCCCUUACGACGAAGAGGAUGACGACAACGAUGGCCACCCUAUGAUGAGACGCACCGAAUCUGGUAUGUUUAUGCCAUACGACGAAAACGAGGACGAGGUGGCCAUGAACAACACGCUUUUCGGCCAGGCCAUGUAUGCCGUGAAUACUUUCAGAGAUAUUGCCCAUGUGGUAUGGAAUGUGGGCUGGAACCGAAGAUAAAAAGCUACGCGACCAAAUUUGGGUGGGAAAAUUUUCUACGAUGUUUUGUCCAGCAGCAUAGCGCGGCGUUUUUGGGAAUUUUACAACCUUACGACCUAAUGACGGUACCAGGCUGGGGCGCAAACCGAGUCCUCCAUGACGAGGUUUACAGGACCACACCUUGGCCGGAAAUUGAAUAUGGAAUCUAGGAAUGCUCUACAUCAGAGUCAGAUGACUGCAGCAAUCUGGGGAGAUACGCGCAGCCUUGUAUAUAUGAAAGACGGUUUGGGUCGGGGACUUUGGAUCGGACGAACUCGGACAAGGCUGGGGAAGUGAGAUCGGAUUCUGGCGAAACAUAUAGACGGUUAGCGGUAUCAAUAGAAGAGAAGGUGGAAACCUACGAGGACAUGAGCAGGUUGUGGAGAGAGACGAGGUCGGGAGAAACCGCAGGCUGAGGUGGCGCAUGUGAAGACGGGAUGCUCGCGUGCGCAAUUGCGCAGUGCUCACCGAACAACACCACUGGUGGUGAUGGAAGAUGCUCGGGCCUCGGUUUCCCCAGGACGAUCACGCCCGUCAACAUGCUUCUACAUAGCACAGUACACAGUACAGGGGGAAAUGAGGGAUAGCCGUAUCGCCAUUCCACUUGAUAGCACGAACAAAUAAACGCAUGACGUGCCCGAGAGGAGUUGUAUCAAAUGGAAUGUCACACCCC